Molecule: messenger RNA, 5505 nt
Organism: Myxozyma melibiosi
Lineage: Eukaryota; Fungi; Ascomycota; Lipomycetes; Lipomycetales; Lipomycetaceae
Product: nuclear protein 96-domain-containing protein
Exons: 5
Coding region: 1-5505 (1834 amino acids)
Biological process (GO): protein import into nucleus; telomere tethering at nuclear periphery; post-transcriptional tethering of RNA polymerase II gene DNA at nuclear periphery
Cellular component (GO): nuclear pore; nuclear pore cytoplasmic filaments
Molecular function (GO): RNA binding; structural constituent of nuclear pore
Source: RefSeq, a predicted model, not a curated record
AUGUUUGGUCAGUCAAGCGGAACUGGAUCCGCUUUUGGCGGCUUCAACAACAACAAUAACAACACAAAUCAACAGGCUCCCCUCUUCGGGAGCAACACGGCCUCUACGAAUCCCGCAUUUGGAUCGACUACGUCAACCACUGGAGCCUUCGGCCAAACCAGUGCGUUCGGAUCCAACACCGCUCCUGCAAGCGGUGGGCUGUUUGGUCAGAACAACAACACCAACAAUCAAUCGUCUGGAUUCUCUGGAUUUGGCAAUGCAGCCCGUCCAACCUUUGGUGCUGCAUCGACUGGAUUUGGUGGAAACGCGACGAAUACCGGUGGUGGACUGUUUGGAUCGACUCAGACCAACACGGCGAGCACCACCUCUCCCUUUGGCGGCAAUAGUGCUUUUGGAUCGACGAAUAACACCACCAGUCCCUUUGGCCAAACCAACACUACGCCAUCUAGCGGUGGCUUGUUCGGAUCAGCAGCAGCGAAGCCUAGCUCUGCGUUUGGCGGGUUCGGCUCCACGUCCACGAAUACCUCCCCUGCCGCUGGAUUUGGUGGAAGCUUUGGGUCCGCUAAUGGUGCUACGAAUCAAGGAACUGCCUUGACUCCUUUCCAACCCCUGAAAGAGAAGGAGCCCACUUCGAAUGUGACGAGUGUGUAUCAGAGCAUCUCUUGCAUGCCCGCCUAUCAAAAGUAUUCGUUUGAGGAGCUUCGCGAGCAAGAUUAUGCUCAGGGCCGACGCUAUGGAAACAGCACCGGUGCUGGUGCGUUUGGAAAACCUACUGGAUUCGGAUCCGGUACGUUCGGUCAAACUAAUACUGGUUUCGGGCAAACAAACAACACUCCUGGUGGAAACGGUCUGUUUGGAAAUGCCAACAAUAACUCCCCUAGCACUACCGGUGGUUUUGGAUCAACAGCAUUCGGAGCUAACAACACCAAUAACACCAACAACACUUCAGGUGGACUCUUUGGUCAGAAACCUGCAACCGGUGGGUUGUUUGGUAGCACGAAUACAGGCAGCACUUCAGGUGGAAUGUUUGGCAGCAACAAUACCAGCAAUGCUUUUGGCGCUACCAACAACACUACCUCGGCUCCGGCAUUUGGACAAACCAACACCACUGGAUCUGCUUUCGGAGGCGGAUUUGGUGCGAACAAUAACAACCAGCCCAAGCCUGCGUUCGGUGCCACAGGAACUACUGGAGGAUUCGGAGGAUUUGGGGCAAACAACACAGCUUCGGCUGCGCCCGCUUUCGGUGGUUCUACAGCUACUACGUUUGGUGCUCCUGCCGCUGGAGCUGCCGCUGGUACUGGUACUGGCUUAUUUGGCAACACCAAUACCAACACUGGAUUCGGUCAGACCAACACGAGUACUACUCCAGCUUUCGGAGGAUUUGGUGCUGCCAACAACAAUGCCGCUGCCACCAGUCAGCCGUCGACGUUUGGAGGAUUCGGAGCUACUGCAAACAAUAACAAUGCGGCUCAGACAAAGCCUGCAUUUGGAGGCUUUGGAGCAGGAGGUUUCGGCUCAACGACCACCAAUACCACAUCGACUCCAAUGUUUGGACAGUCCCAGAACAACCAGCAGAAGCCCGCCUUUGGUUUUGGCCAGACGCAACCCAAUCAGCAACAGCCUGCUGCCGGUGGACUAUUUGGUUCCAACAACACCACUCAACCUAGCACUGGAGGUCUGUUUGGAAGCGCCAAUAACACCAACAAUACGUCUGGUGGUUUGUUUGGUGCAAACAAUAAUACUCAGAGCUCUGGUGGACUCUUUGGCGCCAAGCCCCAAACAGGUGGUUUAUUUUCGGCUGCUCAACCCCAGCAGAAUAACGGCCUCUUUGGCGGAGGAGGAUUGAAUGCAGCUGGUGGUUUCGGCACCCAAAACAAUUCCUCGAUGUUUGGAAAUUCUCAGCAGCAGGGCAAUUCCAUGUUUGGUGGAUCGCAAUUCGGAGGAGUCGGCGGACAGCAGCAGAACCCACUUCAGGCGUCCAUUGACCAAAACCCGUUCGGAGCUAAUCCGCUCUUCUCCUCUACCUCUGGACCAAACCAAAGCUCUCCUGGCCCGAUUGCGACGCCCAUCUCCAAUGCCGCGCAAAAGAAGAAGCCUGCUUUACUGCCUACUUACAAGCUCUCGCCUCGUCCGGCAUCAAGCCCGCGUCCAAAGUCGGCAAAUGGUCGGUCGGCUUCCGGUAGUCUUUCGUCAGGCAGCGGCUCAAACGGUUCAGUUAUGUCAAAGAGUCUGCUCUUUGAUGGAUUGGCAGACAAGGCAAUUCUUUCUUCGGAUGCUUUUAGCCCGCGUAAUGAUAUCAGAAAGCUUGUGAUUGAUAAGCGGGUGACCGAGUCCGAGCUGCUUACGGGAGGCGGAGACCUCGGAAAGUUCAGUGCGACACCGUCUAAGGAACCAAAGGAAGUGCCGAAGCCGCGCGCGGUGCCAGAAAUGAAGGAAACUACCACUAAUGCACCUUCACUUUUUGCCAAGGCAGUUUCGGCUCCUGUCGAAAAGAAGGAGGAGCCUGCUACGCCUAACGUGACUGCGUCCACCGAGACGCCCGCCAGUUCAUUGGCUAAACCUGCCGCCACCUUUGAUAGCCCAUCGUUUGACAACGAUGGCUAUUGGAGUUAUCCCAGCCGGUUGGCACUGCGCAAGAUGAGUCUCAAGGAGCUGUCCGAGGUUGCAGAUUUUCAGGUGGGAAGAAAGGGCUAUGGCGAGGUCAGCUUCAGCCGUCCUGUUGAUCUCUCGACUUUUGCUCACCCGGAGCAGAUUCCUGGACAGUACGUGAUCUUUGGUAACAAGACUUGUGCGGUCUACCCUGAUGAUAUCAACAAGCCCGAAGUCGGCAAGGGUCUUAAUAUCCCUGCGACGAUCACUCUUGAGAACUGCUGGCCUAUCAAGAAGGAUACCAAAGAGCCCAUUCUUGAUCCUGACCAUCCUGCUAUUCCUCGUCAUCUGCAGCGCCUAAAGUCCUAUGCCGGUACGAAGUUUGUUACUUAUAUGGCUGAUAAAGGAACUUGGGUGUUCACUGUUGAGCAUUUCAGUGUUUGGGGUCUGGUUGACGACAGCGGUGAUGAAUAUGACGAGACGGAUGAGCCUGCUGAAGUCAAAAUUCCCGAGUCCAACGUCCAGCCUAUGUUACAGUUCCCAAAAGCUCCGCAGGAGACAGCUUUGUAUGGAUACUCGCCUAUGAAGACCGACACUGCGCCGCUCGCAACGCCUCUGAGAAAUAUCUCUGAGGCAAUGUCUUCGCCUGCUGAACUUGAUGAUUCACCAAGUGUGGCUAGGUUGCCUGGAGGAUGGAACGCAAAUUCUGGCAUGUUCUCUGCUCAGCAGCCUUUUUUAGCCCGAGGGGACACCUUCAAGAAUAGCCAACCUAACAUCAUGGCCGAUGUUCGUUCUACUUACCACGAUGAGGAAGAAGAGCAGACCUCGGACGAGGAUAAGGAGGAAGUUCAUGAGGAGGAAGAGGAAGGUGUCCCCGAUGAAACUGGAUCUGUAAUUGGACCUGAGGAUGAAGACUAUGACGAUUAUGAAGGUGACGAAGAGUUGGUCGAGCCUGUGCAUGUUGAGGUUGGCCAAGAUUGGAUCGAGCAGCUGAAGUUUGCAGAGAGACCGACGAGUCUGUGGAAUGAAGCAGAGGCUACGAGAAAUGCCUGGCUUGAGGAUACAAAGUCCUCAAAUCGACUGGGAGACGACAAGUUCACUUUCGCUGAUCUUGAUUCCGUCAUCUUUGGAGGCGAUCGAUUUUUUGAUGAAACAGAAGAAGCAGAGAGGCGUGCCAAGGAGGAGGAGGCGGAGGCUGCAGAGAAGAAUGCUAGCAAGAUUCUGUUUGCUCUUUCUGGAAAAGAGAUUGUUCCUCGUUCGCCAGUUGAGGUUGCUAUCCCAUCCUCGGGUUUCGACUUUUUGCGCAUACACUUGAACAACUCGGUGAUCCGUUUCCGAGAAGCCGGUCUGCCUUUGUUCCAACCGAAGCCAGAGCUUACGUUUGUGGAUGUCUACGAGUUCUACAAUCGUUCGCUUGGAAGUGCUGAGGGUGUGAAGAAUAUCUGGAAGCUUGCGAGUAUCCUGUUUGAUGACGUUCGUAUGGAUGCUCAGCUGGUGAGCCCUUCUGCGGAUCAUCAGAUUGCUGCGGAGUUGAUUCGGAAGUCGAUGCUAUCUGAGUUCGUGGAGAGGCUUGCGGAGAAAAAAGUUUCCGACGACUUGCAAAGGCUGCCGCACGAGGAAGCAGUGUUUGUGCUGCUCUCCGGGCAUCAGAUCGAGCAGGCCUGUAUUGAGCUGGUGAAGGACCGCAAUCUUCACCUGGCGACUCUUGUUCCGCUGAUUGGCGGCGACGCGGAUUUUCGACGGGAUAUCAAGAAUCAGAUCAACGACUGGACGAUGCGGCAGGUGCUGGCGCACGUGCCGCCUGCGAUUCGUAAGAUUUAUGAGUUGAUGUCUGGUAAUACGUCGAUUGCUAGCGGAAGUCAGGGAUCGACGUUCGCGGAGGACAAAGUGCCGGAGAUGUGUAUUUCCAAGGGUCUGGACUGGAUUCGCGCGUUUGGCUUACGCUUGUGGUACGAGAUUUUCGAAGAAGAUAGUAUCGACAAAGCGGUGAUUGCGUACGAGUCUGCGCUCAAGGUCAGUCCCGAGAUCGCGUCUCCUUUGUCGGGAUCGUCAAAGACAGAUACGAUGUAUGAGUUACUCAAGCUCUACGCUGACAAGUCAUACGCUAUUGAGUCUGCCGUGAUUCCAGCACGGCCGGAUGGCGAAGCGCUGGAUUUGUCAGUGACAUGGCAGUUAUUCAACAUCUUGUUCCGAGUGAAAUCGAUCCGUUCUGUGAACGAGCAGACCGUGACGAGCGGAGACGGGCUUUGCGUUGACUUUGCGUAUCAGCUUGAGAGUGCGGGAGAAUGGACGUUUGCGAUUUUUGUUCUCCUGCAUAUCGCAGACGUGAAGAUAUGCAAGACUGCUGUGCAGGAUCUGUUGAAUCGGCAUGUUGAGGAUAUGGACGGCGCUGCGGAGAGUUUCCUUGUGGAUACCUUGCGCGUGCCGAAGAAGAUGAUUUUGACUGCAAAGGCGCUCUAUGCUCAUCGUGCCGAUGAACCUGUUCAGGAAGCUCGCUAUCUUCUUGACGCGGCGGAGUGGACGCAGGCACAUGCCGUGAUCAUCCGAACCGUCGGUCCCAGGGCGAUUAUUUCAGAGGACUAUGACUCUUUAUUGUCGCUCCUCAGCCGAUUUGAAGACGUCACUGAGAUCCCAGGCUGGAACAUUGGCGGGCAGAUCUACCUCGACUAUAUCGCGGUGAUGAAGUCGCAGCAGGUAGAUAUCUACGACGACGACGAAGACGACGAGAACGCGUCUGAGAAUAUCGAGGCGUGGUGGCCGAGACAGGUGCGAGGUAUCCCGGUACAAGACGUGAGCCUGGAAGACUCUGUUGACCGGCUGCGGUCCAGUCUGCCGAUGGCUGAUACGGAAAGUCUGGGGUUCCAUGCUAUGGUUGCCGUGCAGGAGAUGGCGAAGAUUGUGGGAGUCGAUGUGUAG